Messenger RNA from Tetranychus urticae (two-spotted spider mite), 5049 nucleotides. RefSeq names its product general transcription factor 3C polypeptide 1. NCBI's taxonomy places the organism in Eukaryota, Metazoa, Arthropoda, Arachnida, Trombidiformes, Tetranychidae. Gene Ontology annotation, molecular function: DNA binding. Gene Ontology annotation, biological process: 5S class rRNA transcription by RNA polymerase III; transcription initiation at RNA polymerase III promoter. Gene Ontology annotation, cellular component: transcription factor TFIIIC complex. The record is from RefSeq and is a predicted model, not a curated record.
GUAGAUAGGAUUUGUUUUCUUCUCGAGUGCAUGGUUAAAUGUUUAAAUUGCAUGUUUAGUUUUCAGCUAAUUGAUAUUUACCAUUGAAAUUUAUUUUAAUUAUCGUAACACAUUGGGUCUUCUGGUCAUAUUUUCCAACAUUGGAAGUGCUCUGAAGUUUACAGCUGAUUAUCUUGACCAAGUUGAAACUUACCGUCAACCUGUUUGUUUACGCACUUGUUUUUAAAGGUGUUGUGCUUCUUUUAUGGAGAACUUUAAACUAUAAAAUAAUCUUUCAACAUGAAUUUGGAUUUGUUUGGUGUUGUUUUGGACGAGAUCGCUUUGGAAGGCUUGGAAGGAAUAACAUUGCCUAGUUUAUGGGUUCGUUUAAGUAGUGAUUCAGAUACCAGGUUUUCACUUGAUCCUAAUGAUGAAAGUGUUCAAGAAUUUGUUUGGUCCAGGAUCAUCCUACCGAAAGCUUCUGAUAAAGAUUUACAAUUAUACCGCCUGCCUAAACCGAGGCCAACAGUUCAACUUUAUAACCGGUAUGACUAUGUGAACCCAGAUACUGGGGCAUGUAUCGAGAACGAUGAUGUCCCUGAAGACGUUUAUGAUAUUGUUACUCCUAUCAAUGACGGAAAUGUUCGUGGAUCAUGUAACACAUUCACCACAAGAGUAGAUACAACUAAAACUAUUUUAGAGAAAAAUUUGACUGUUAAAGAUGUUAUGGAAAAAUAUGGACAGAAGUUAGUAAUUGUGGCUAGUCAAAAACUUAGAGAAUAUUCAUUAAGAAUUCCUUGCUUCGAUCCUUGCCUUCCAUUGAAUUCUAUGCAAUAUUGUGUUCUAGAGAAAGUUGGCCGAGCGAGGAAGUUUGGCGAAGUGACUGUGGGUAAAGAAGCAUCAAAAUAUCGUGAAUCACCAAAAACUUUAUUCUAUUACCGAAAAAUUCUGUUAAGACGUGGAUUGAUAAAGAAACAACAACAUAUCAUCUCAAUGCGUCAAAGUGGUCAAAACAGAAUUGGUUUGGUCCUAACCUUACCUAGAUUUCAUUUCAUUCGUAUGACUCCGUUGGCGAAAGCCGCAUUGAAAACUAGUGACAUACUUUUGGAUGAACCAGAUUUUAUCUGUGAUUAUUACAAACUUCAAGAAAAAGUAGGAAUCAAGAAAAAACUGUAUAGUUCGAUGUUCUCCAAUUAUACUAAAAACUUUUCUGUUAAUGAAUGCUUGGAAGAGAAUAAUUCUGGAAGCGGAAAACCUCGUGCCCGUCGCAAAGUGAAACUUAUCAAAAUGGUUAAGUUUGAUGCCGAAUCUGAAGAUGAAAAUGAAGGCGACGAAGAUGGAGAAGAUAAUGACAAUGAAAUUGAAAUUGAGGGAUAUUCGUUGAAAAAAAUACGUAACUUUGCAAUGUUUGCAAAAUCAUUUGACCCAAAAAGGAUCAGAGUAGAUCGACUACUAACCGCUCAAGCGUUGGAAAGUAUUGACAAGUGUAAAUCACCUGAUGGUAUCAGUCUUCGAGAACUUGGAGAAGAAUUACGUCUUCCAAAACUCGAAAUUAGACAGCUGUCGCGUGUAUUGGAACGAGCCAAUGAAGUUACAACUAUGAUGACGGACCAUGGAAAGCAAAAAAUCAAGAAAUAUCAAUCUAUUCAUAAAAUUGAUCCAAAGAGAAAAGUUUUUGAAGGGGAAUUAUCUCUUAAAUUCGGAGCUAAUGAAACUCUUACCUUUCUUCGACGAGCUAAUAUUAUACUGGAAGCUGUACGGAAGAACAAGAUUUUUGAUGAACUAGUCACAUUUAAAAAACUGAUAAGUGCUGCAGAAAAAGACUCACCCUACAUGAUUGAUCGUAAAUCUAUAAAGACAAUCAUAAAUAAGCUUGCUCUUAAUGGUUAUGUAAGAUACAUCAAAACUUUAUUGACCUGUCAUGAAAAAGAACACAAAUUGGAAAUAGUUUGUGAUCCCAGUAUAACAGCGAAUAGUCCUUUGGUUCGAGAUAGAAUUGAAACCAACAAGUUCAGAUUUUUUGGUACCUCUGGUGAAGACUCUUACAGCAAUAAAUCGUCCAAAAAAUCUCGACAAUCAUCCAAGAAUAGUUCUACAGAAUUUGAAUCGGAAUUGAAAUACAAACCAUCAAUAGCCAAACGUUAUGGAUACGAACCUAAAAUGAAAAAACUGAUGACUCUGUACAAAUUUUUGUUUCAUGUUAUGUGUGUGAGUGAAUCUGAAACCUACAAAGACUGGAGGGAACACAUCCCUAAGCUUAUACUGAAUACUCAUGGAUCGUGUACAUUGGGCGCUAUUAUUCCAAGGAUACCCCUUUCUAUAUUUGUUAGCAUAGUUUUUGUUAACUAUGUCAUUCCCGAGUUAGAAGAAUAUCUAAACGAUCCAAAUCGUCGCAAUUUAACUCUUUCAAUGUUGCCUCUUGAUCUACGAAGUAAAUUGAUGUUCAAACGCAAAUAUAUAUUUAAUAUAUUUGAGGAAUUGGUUUCUUUGACGCACAUGGGAUUAGUUAAGCUUGAUUACACGGAUGGCUGUCCUAAAGAUACAGCUAAGAUAACUAUCAUUACUCGUAUAAGUUUUAUGGACUGUGAUACUGUCAAAAGUUACGAGUUCCAUUCUCUAGCCGAUUUUGAACGAUUCAACAGUGAUUUAUCUUUCCAUUGCUCACGAAAUGAUUGCACCAAUUGUUCACUUGAUCCUAGGCUGUUUGCACAUAAUCAACGUAAUUGGACUUACUCACCAUCUAUAAGAAAUCAUCUCAACAACUCAUCAAGUGAAAAUUUAAUAUUAUCUGUUCGAUUGCGAUCUAAUCUAUCUAAUUUAAAUGAUUCAUCUAAUCAACUCCGAUAUGAAGCUUUAAAAUCGAAUCCUGUAGCUCACAAGAGACUAGCAAAUGCAUCUACUGAGGUAGGUGAACUUAAUGGCCCUACACCAGCCAAACGGCAAAGGAAGAGACCUUCAAAGAAAACUGCGGAGAAAGCAAAAGACGGAGGAGUUAAAUCAAAAAAGACCAAAAGACGAUUACUUCGAGAUGAAACGGAUAUAAAAGCAAUCAAACUAAUGAAAAAAAGGAGAGUUCAAUGGAGCAAAGAGGAAGAUUCAUUUUUAUUAAUGUGUCGUAUCGCAUCCAUCUUAUUGGAUCCAACUUGUCCAACCUUUGUGUGUGUUUCUGGUAGUUUGAUUCGUGAUGAACUUCACAAAUAUUUACCAGAAAUUUCUAUGGAUAAAACUGUAAAAGCGUGUCAACGUCGUUUGAACUAUAUGUUGAAAAAGAACCGAACUAGAGAAAACGUUAUGGAAUGGGUUUCUGAUGUUAAACAAGAAAUUGAUAGUUUGAACAUUGGCCGUCCUACUACAUCUAAAGCCGAUACAAAAAGUUGGUCUGAGUCAUUCCUUAAAUAUCUACACAUCUUACUCACCAAAUUUCAAGCUUACCAUCUGAGUCUUUCAUCAACAUCUAAUAACAAUUUGGCAACAACCUAUGAAACAUUGGACCAACUGAAAAGUGCUCAUAAAAUAGUUGAAUCCCAUACAUCUAUUUUACCAUUCAAACCCGAUCUCUACAAGGAACCUGAAAACAUUGUGGACAUGUGUGUUUCUGUGAUUCAAAAUGUGAUCACUUCAACUUUAAUGUACAAUGUUCACGAAGUCAAUCGACUCAAUGUUGAAACUAAUUAUUCACAUACGUUAUUUAAAAUUUAUCAAUGUUAUCCUGAUGUGUUGAUUCGAUCAGUAAUAGUCAAGCUUUCUAAAAAUCGCAUAAUGACUAAAGUAAGACGACUGGCAAACAAUGCACCAAGCUCAUUCAAAACUCGUGGCCUUUCUCCAUAUAAAAUAUCUCAAGCUUAUUUAUUUAAAUUGAAAACUAAAUUUUGUAUAGAUACUUUACCGAUCUCUAUUGAAGAUAAAUACUUAACUAUGAUCGACAAUGGAAGUCGCACUCAAGCUUGUAUAAUUUCUAACCUAUUUGCUGCUAACAUGGUGCAAUUCAAUAUAACUAUACCCGAUAACUUCGUAUUUAUUGAUAAAGGGAAAUUGGAAAAUCGUUCUCGAUCAGAUGCACCGACAACUUCUAUCAUCUCUACUGAAGGAUCACGUUCAAUGUUUGAAGAUCCAAAACUGGCUUCUCGAUUUGCAUUGUAUUGUUUCCGAGAAAAACUAUGUGACGAUACUUUUGCGGCUAAACAACAUUCUCAGGACUAUUUAGCCAUCAAAUCAUGCCCUGUAACUUGUACAAGUGAUGAUAUCUCUUUUGAUUUCAAGCCUUUCAUGGAUCUUCUCAAAAUCCAAGGGAUGCUCAAAUCAGAUAAUUUACCCGUAGAUGAUAGCGCUUUACGCAAAGAGUACAAUUCUUUAGUUGAAUUUAUCAUAAGUUGUGGUGAACUCGGGGCAACAGAAGAUGCAAUAUUGGAAUUCUGCAAUUAUAAGUGGCCAGAAGAGGCUAUUGCUCAUCUCACUUCGACCGGAGAGCUUUUCGAAGUUGGUGUGAUGAAAUAUCGUUUGGUGCAUUACAACAAUGUUGAUCAUUGGCUGGUUCAUUCUGUUAGUCAGAAUAACGAAGAAGGAAAAUCCAGAUCUUUACGAUUUGUUCCUAAACUUUGGAAAGAUGCCUAUGGAAAUGUACAUCGCAAAAUUUUGUUCCAUUAUAUCUCAUUUGUUUUAGGAACUCUUUUAAAUAAACCAGGAAUUUCCCAGGAAAAAAUAUUUGCCGAAUUAUCCGAGAUAAUGCCACCUGUACAAGUUUUAGACAUUUUGAGAUUUUUAAAAGCACUUAAAUGUGUUGAACAGAGUGUUGAAAAAGAGCCCAAAUCAAUAACACUAUUUGAUGACUGCGACGAUUUUGAUGAUAAUGAUGAUAUAAUGAACAUCCAAUCCGAAGGAUCCACCAACCAAUCUAACUUCAAAUUAGCAAUUUAUUAUAAAGCUACUGCUAUUUCAUUUGUAAACCUUUGUCAAAUCAAAGCGGUUCUAAAUGUUUAAAUUUUUUAAAACAAUUGUAAAAUUAUCUGUAACACAUGUAAAUCCAUAAUCAAACUGCCAAUUUGAUAAAUUAAAUAAAUUAGUCAACUAUAA